Olea europaea var. sylvestris is the source of this 1256-nucleotide messenger RNA. Its product is annotated as alpha carbonic anhydrase 7-like. Gene Ontology annotation, molecular function: zinc ion binding; carbonate dehydratase activity. The record is from RefSeq and is a predicted model, not a curated record. NCBI's taxonomy places the organism in Eukaryota, Viridiplantae, Streptophyta, Magnoliopsida, Lamiales, Oleaceae. Bases 576 to 1088 code for a protein of 170 amino acids. The transcript is spliced from 5 exons.
UAGGGAUUUACCUCAUCCCUUGAUUAAAUUCUCAUCAAGGGCUGAGGUAAAUUUCUGUAUAAAAUCCUGUCUAAAUUUCCUGUUUGACUAGCAUUGCUCACUCCGAUAUAAUAUGAAUUGAACAGCUUAAAUAAAGGACAUGUUUGGUAUUGAUUUUUCACACAAAAAAUCAAUUUUUUUAUCGUUAUUUCACUAUUCAAGCCGUUAUUUUUUACUUCUUCUCUCACAGGUAGGAUCCACUUUUUUCUCCAACAGUCAAAAAAUCUAUUCUCAAAAUCACUAUCGAACAAACCCUAAAACGUCAGUUUUUAAAGAGGAAGAAUUUAUUUAUUUAUAUUUUUUGUUCAACAAGAUUCAUAUGAAAUUUUAGACCGUGGUCUUUAAAUGUAUACGGUGGGAAAAGUUGGUGUUAAGAUCCUAGCGGCCUAACUCCGCCAGUAAUCCUAUUAUGGAGACAUUAAUCAUAGCAAAAACCUUUUUUAUAUUAAUAUACUUGGGAAAAUGCAUAUUGUCCAGUUUUUUUCUUUCACGAUCUUAUAUAGGGGUUUCCUUUUUAUUGAAAUAAGUAUUUAUGAAUGCAGUUAAGAUGGGAAGCCGGAGCAGGGAGUAUUCAGAUAAAUGGUACAGAAUAUCAGCUUAAACAAUGUCACUGGCAUUCACCUUCUGAACACACUCUCAAUGGCAAGAGGUUCGAUAUGGAGGUUCACUUGGUCCAUGAGAGCAUGGAUAACAGGACCGCUGUGCUUGGAAUCAUGUACAAAAUUGGGCGCCCUGAUUCCUUCUUGUCCAUGAUGAAGCAACAUUUGGAAGCUAUUGUUGAUACGCAUAACGUAGAGAGAUCAGUAGGUGUUAUUGACCCAAAACUUCUUAAAUUAGGCAGUAGAAAGUACUAUAGGUACAUUGGUUCACUUACAGUUCCGCCCUGCACUCAAGAUAUUAGUUGGACAAUUGUGAGAAAGGUAAGGACCGUUACAAGAGAACAAGUAAAAUUGAUUCGCGAAGCUGUACACGAUGAGGCGGCUACUAAUGCAAGACCAGUCCAACCUAUAAAUCAGCGUUCUGUAAAACUCUAUAGACCAAGAGAUUAGAUAGGAGACUGAAUUUUUUUUUAUUUUUUUUUACAAAGUAUUAUUAUUUAUUUACAUUAUUACCAUAAUAUAUAGAUGGGAAUCCACAUGAUUCCAUCUUCCAUGGACUUAAUCAUUAUUUACAUUUAUUUAUUGUGAAAUUAAUAUAAGAGGAUAUUUUCAUGCCUA